This is a messenger RNA of Zootoca vivipara (common lizard), 6364 nucleotides long. The record is from RefSeq and is a predicted model, not a curated record. NCBI's taxonomy places the organism in Eukaryota, Metazoa, Chordata, Lepidosauria, Squamata, Lacertidae.
AGAAAACACUGCGACUGACCCAUCGUCAUGCUAGGCAGAGUAGAAGAAAACCCUUCACAUGUUUUCUGGUUGGAAAUCUUGCAGUAGAUAAUGGCUAGUGGAAUCAGCAUUGCUUUCUCCUGAUGUUGCUGGACUACAACUUCCAAUGUCCCUUGCCACUGACAAUAUUGGUAAUCCAACUAUCGGGAAGGGGGACCCUCUUGGUUACACCUGUUCUAUCUCAAUAUUGUCUCUCCUGACGGGCAAUGGCUCUUCAAGGUCUGAGGUGACAUUCCCAACCCUGCUGUUUGAGACCCUUUCAACUAGAGAUUAUGUUUGACAACUGAGGUUCCACUGUACAGUGAUGGCAUGUUGAUGACUAUUUCUCUGAACUGUGCAUUUCAAUGUCUUGUGUUAUUUUAAGUACAUGCAAUCCUGUUUAUAGUGUUAGCUCAAUGGUCUACUAGUCUGUUGUAACUAGCAGUGACUUUGUAACCUCAAGAAAAUAUCUUAGUUCUGUUCUGCUACCUUAUAUCCUUUUAACUGGAAAUGUUGAACCAGCAACCUGCUGAAUGUGAAGAUGACUUUCACUUAAAUAUGACUUCAUCAAAAUUACAGCUAUCUAAUUACUUUGGGAAGGGUUUGUGUGAACCUUGAUGUGUGAGUGAGCAUCAUAGUGCUGGAUAAGUCUAACAAACGGUCUUGUUUUAAGCCUUAGUGAAAUUUGGGAUCAGUGAGCCAUCUUCAUAGCAUGUAUUCUAACUUGCCUAACUUCUCUGGCACAGAUGGUGAAGGUGUAUCACUAACAAUAGAUCGUUUUGAUCCGGGUCGUGAAGUAACUGGUGGCUUGGGGAAAAUACCAACAGCAUCUCUUCCGGGAGAUUUUUUGAUUCCAUGUACUGUUAGUGCUUGGGGAUUUUCAUCAGGUGAUGUCAUAGUGCACAAUUCUGAAGAUUUCAGCUUGGCUUUUAAGAUACUGCAACAGAAUUUGAACAGUCAAGAUUCUUUGGAACCUUCCAAAUUGCUGACUUUAAGAGUUCACAUUUAUUCAACAGAAGAUAUGGACAACCUAAACUUUGACUUUCACUGGGCAGCUGUUACAUUUGCCAAUGCCUUAAAAUACACUCCUGUGAAUUCUGUUCCGAUAAUUCCUACAGCUCUUGCUAGAAAUCUGAGCAGCCACAUGAGCAUUACACAAGUUCAGGGUACCUGCAAAUGUGGCUAUCUUACAAUGGACCAGACCAGAAAACUACUGCUAGUUCUUGAAUCGGAUCCCAAAGCUUAUACUUUGCCACUGAUUGGCAUUUGGUUGAGUGGAAUCUCUCACAUCAACAGUCCACAAGUCUGGACUUGCAGCCUGCGCUACUUAUUCAACUCUUCAAUUCAAGAAAGGGUACUUUCAGAAUCAGGAAGUUUCCUUGUAAUUCUUUAUUCUCUGACGCAUAAAGAUCCAGAGUUCUAUGAAUGCCUUCCUUGUGGUGGACAUACUAAACUAGGCUUCCAGCUACUUACAAGCAAAGAAACAUUACGUUGCUUCAAAAACGUGGAGCCAUCAGAUAAAUACCAUAUUCAAUUUGAACUAAGUUCAGAAAAUAAAAACGCAGAAGUGGAGUUCUUCAGUAAAAUUUCAAAGAAUGUUUCCUUUAGCAGCCCAUCUCAAGGUUCCUCAGCUAGUAAACUUUCUGUUAGUGAUCAUGACUCUGGUGUGGAAGAGGAUGCAUCCCCAAGACCAUUUCCCCGUCCUCACCCAGUGAGUCAGCAGAUGACUGAGAUCCAGCCUUCGGUUCCUGAACUGUCCAUUGUGUUUGAUGGCAUCUCUACAGAAUCUGUGUCAGCGUCCAAAUAUGUCAUGGUGAUGGAUAAAAAAACCCAACCCUCAUUGGGACAUCAACCUGCUAAGAUGGCAUGUCCCAUAGGGCAUCCACCCCACCAAUUUCAGAGUUGUGAUUCUGGGAAACAAAGCUUGGGUUUCUGUGCCAGAGAGCCUUCUCCGAGGCAGUUACCAAGCCAGAUAAAGCAGAGAAUUCCAGUUUUAAAAUCUUCCAAUGGAAAGAAACCUCCACUACAACAGCAGUCCAACUGUGGUGUAGUUGGAUCUCAAGCGAGAAAGAGCUCUGGGUCUUCUUCCUCUUCUUCUCCUUCAACUCCUUGUAGCGGGUUCUCUCCCAACACAUCAUCCCAUCAGCUUGGAACAUCAGAACAACACUUGGCAAAUAAUGAGCCUACACAAAGCAAAGGAGAGCUUCCUUUUAAUGGACCCUCAGCAUCUAACUCUAAACAAUCUCAUUUAGCUUCCCAGCCUUCCUGGCACAGCUGUGCUUUGUCAUCUCCACACAUGAGGAGACCCAUGGAACUUCGGAUACCAUCUCAGAGCUCACCUUGCUGUCCUCACUGUGUCUGCAGCUGCCAGUUACGUGACCAUAUGCAAUAUAGUCCAACAAAUGUUUGGCAAGGGAUGUCUACAGUGGGUUGCAGUCACACACCUGAAAUCCAGUCAAGUAGUUCCCAGGAGAGUACACAAUUAAUGUUUCAGCAAAAUAUAGAAUAUAUAGAUCCUUGCUGCAACCCAGUAUGUGCCACAAGUAGCCCUAUGAACCUUGGCCAUCAUGGAAUAAUGGGAAAGUGUUGCCCCCAUAAUGAUGACAUGUCAGCUACAGUAAAGAUUUCUUCCCCUUCAGACCCUGGCAGUGCACAAUCACAUACAGUGUAUCCAGCUUGUGUGCACACUCCUGCAUCAAAAUUGGAACCCAAUAAUGGAAUAAUGAACUUAUCUUCAGAUGUUUACAAAAUUCUUGCUGAACAAGAUAAGCAGAUCAAACUGCUACAAGCUCAGAUUCAGCGGCUUUUAGAAGCACAAACUCUUCAGCCCUGUUCAACCAAAACUAUAGCAAACAGUAGCAUACAGUCUGAGAAGCAACUAGAAUUUGUUGCCAUGGAAACCCAAUCAUCCACAGGGUUACACAUGAAGAAAAGUGUCAGCAUUGCAGUGAGCACAGGUGCUAGCUUGAUGUGGAAUGCUACUUUGGAAAAUAAAAAUGAGCAUGUGAAACAAGAUGAUGUUGAAAUAUCCAAUGAAGACAUUAAUAUUUCUAUGGACACUGAGAAGAACAGGAGUCAAGCAAGCAUUGCCUCUUCAUUAAAUGCUGUUGACAUGCCCAGUUUUGUGGAUAGUAUUCCUCUUGUAGAAGGAGCUAGUCAACCCUCUGGACUCCGUAGUGGACCAGAUGCCUCAGGACUUCCCCCAAUUUCAUCAGUGAAUGAAAGUGUUAGCAUGUGCAUGCAGACCAGCCCAUCAGAGAAAGCUGACAGUCAUUUGGUAGCAGCUAAUGAACAAAAUACUGAGCAUGUUAUCACUUACCUUCCAAAUGCCCCACCAGAUGACCAGAAGUUUUAUCAGGAUAUAUUGGGUCAAGUGAACCACUUCUUGAAGGAGUCUUCUGAAGAAAACAGUUCCUCAGUACAAAAGGACAGUACCAGCAGUGAAUGUACCACAACUUCAAAAAUGAGCAAGACAGAAAGAAGAGGCUCAGUCAAUCCUGAUCCACUCCUAAGUGAUAAAGAUAUUGUUCUGAAUGCAACCUUGAAACAGCUGAGGAACCUUGGAGUAAAAUUUGACUCUCCUGACAAGAUGAUAAACAAUGCACACAAAGUAGAGAAUGCCAGUAUAUUGGCCUGUAUUAAUCCUGAAGCUGUAGUCCCAGGUCUAAACUACAUCUCUUUUGCUAAUGUUGGCAUGAGUGGCUUAACUCCCAAUGGAGUAGAUCUCAGUAUGGAAGCAAAUGCUAUUGCACUCAAGUACCUAAGUGAAAGUCAACUGUCACAGCUUUCUCUGAGUCACUCAAGCCAAAAAAAUUCUAUGGCUUCAUCUGUACAGACUCUCUUGCACACUAAUACUGAUAAGACUUUGGUGGGCUUUGGCUUAAUUUCCCCAAGCAAUAUGUCGUUUGCAACCAAGAAGUACAUGAAAAGGUAUGGACUAUUGCAAAGCAGUGAUGGCAGUGAUGAUGAAGAGGAAGAACAGACUGACUACAGUAGAGGAAAGAACAUAAAACCGGUUCUGCAACUCAAUUUAAACCCUCUUUUAGAUGGCUUUAGCUGCCAGAAAGACCCCUACAAAAGAGCAAGUGAGAGACUUUCUGUUAAUCCAGCACGUCAUGAAUCUGAACUAUCUAAUCCAGAGGGCCCCAUAUUAAGAAAUGUUACAAAUGCAGUCAUUCCACUUCGAAUCCUUCACCAGUCAGAUGAGAGUUCACAUCCAUUUUUUAAAGACUUUAACCCCCAAAUGAAACUUCUACCUGGAAAAGCAGAGUUUACUCAGCAUGCUGACAAAGAGAAUCUAGAUAAUCAAAUUGUAUCUGAAACUCAUCAAGCUCCUAUAGAUAAUUUAAAGCAAGUGGACAACAUGAAUUCAGUGGGUACUUUCCUUGAUGUACAAAAGCUCAGACAGUUACCCAAGUUAUUUUAACCUGUCUGAUUUAUUGGCAGCCAACUCCUUGCAGGACUUUUCAAUACAAGUUGAACCAGUUUUCUGUAGUUCAAUUUAAUCAAGAAGUCACCAACUCUUUUCAAGUGCUUUUGGCAAUAAACUAAAUGGGAGGAAAGGGUUCAAUGUGUGUCUGGUAUGAUGGCUUGACUGUCAUCUCAAAUAUAAAUAUUUGCACCUUUAUGUGUAUUGAUGUGUAUGCUCUUAAUGGUCAGCAAAUACAUAUGUAAUGGGAUAUACUUUUUAAAAUGUGUAUGAAUAUUGUAAAAUGGACUUUGGCAACUUAAUGCUGAAGUGGAAAGAGGGUUUAGGAUGAGAUUAUUUUGGUUACUCAGUUUAAACCAUUAACCUUUUUUGAGUCCAUUCAAGCAUUGGAGUAAUGCACUUCAUUAGACAACCCCGAUUCUUACACAAAUUUGAAAUAAAAAUUUCAUAAUGUUUACUAUGAUCAUGAAACAAAAACAAGGUCAGCCAAUGUCAUCCUUGUUUUUUGUCUUAUAGCAUGAACAUGAAGAACAAAUGCUGGAUAAAUGGCUGAACUGCUUAUCUGUUAUUUGUGUUUGAAAUCAUUAACAUUUUUUGAAUGUCUAAAUAAAAUGUACUUGACUCUUGUAAUAUGCAGACUUGUUAUACUCAGGGUUUUUUAAAAUUAAAUUUGGUUUAUUUUAUUUCUUUGUGUGUUACCAUAAUAGUCUUAAUUCAUUAUCUUCCAUGAAGGCCUAAGGUCCUUUAGCCUGUUUUAUAUUAUUUAUUCCAAUAAAAAAUGGAAUAAUAUCAUUAUGCACAGUGAUGUCCCUCACUUCAUAAUAUUUUUGCUGGUAUAUGCAGAGUGGGGACUGCUGAAUGUGGUGGGGAGAUCCAUUAUAUUAGCUUAGCAAAAAUUACGACUCUUAGUAAUUGCCUAAAACAGGAUUCUCAAACUUUCCUAUUCCUAGGGCCACUUGAGAAAGCUGAAAAUUACUGAAGCCCACUAGGCACAAAUUGGCAGAGCCAGAACAAGCCAAAAAAAAUAGGUGGAGUUUGACAUAAUUAGCUGUCAACUAUUGAUAUCCAGUCCCUCUGGAAAUUGCUGAGUUCUUUGCUACAGCAAUUUCCCUCUAGCAGGGAGUUCCAUACUUCAGCUUUCCUCAAGCUAAAUACAGACAUUGGCUGCAGAGGUAUAACUUCCCCCCUUUUCUGCAAAAUCGGUUCCAUAAGCUUUACCACCACCUCUUUGUAUUUUACUGUUCCUUUCCUUCAUGCACUUUUCACAUUCAUUUUUGUUAUAGCAACUUAAUUCUCAUCUUCCUCUGUAUUCCCUCGUACUGUAUUUAAAAUGUUUAUUUUAUGUGACAAUGAAGAAAUACCUUAUCUAAGGUGUUGUGUAAAAGAACCUUGCUUUCUCUUUUUCUAUUUUCUUUUACUACUACCACUGGCCCUGCAAUUCCAAGCUGUGUUCCAUAGUGCAAAAAGUGAGGUUGCCCCUUUUAUAUGGGGAGCAUGUAUGUGAAAAGGACUGAAGUCUCUGGCAACGUUUACGCACCUGAGAUCCAGCCCUAUUAUGGCUGAGACUAUAUUGAUGCAUGAGAAAGUUGUCUAUGGUUGAGGGAUGUGAGAGAUGCUUUUUCCAUUGAGACUGCUGCUGUUUGCCAUCUCUUCUGGCACUGAGAUGGCCUGCUUCUCUACCCCAAUCUGUGCUGUUCUUAGAUGCCUUAUUGCCUUUUUCUUGCAUACUUCCUGUCCCCCAAGAAAUAUGUAGCAAGUGUUUUGAAGAGUGCAAUGGGAGCUUGUAGAGUAGACCCUGCCAAAGGGAAGUUUUGAGUGGAAUUCAGUUAAGAUGCUAUAAGAUGUCAAGUGUUUAACUACUGAUGAAUAAGCUUAGAAUUGCAUUGAUGGUUUCUUGUAGAUAUGCUGACAGGACAC